AUGCAUGGGGGCCCCCUACAGGGGGGCCCCCUCUUGUGCCCUUUGCUGCUUAAAAAUUUCGUAUGGGUCGUGCUGAGGCCCCUGCGCAUGCACCAAUGUGUCUUAGCAGAGAAAGAAGAGUCUCAGUGGCUGCAGCGAGAGGUCCUUACUGUUGCAGCAGAUGCAUUGCUGCAGCCUGCUGCUGCUGCUGCAGCAGCAGCUGCUGCUGCUGCUGCAACACCCCCUUCUCUGCUCAUGGGGACCAAUGGCCUCGCUUCUGGUGCUGCUGCUCCGCCUCCUCCAGAAGCACCACAAGAAGUUACUGCAGCAUCAGCAGCAGCAGCAGCAGCAGCAGCAGCAACAGCAACACGUCGGAGGACUACUAGCAGGAGAAGAAAGAGGGCCUCAGUAGCAGCAGCUCAACAGGAGCUGCCUAAACAAGGGGGAGAGGAUUUCACACCUGCAGCAGCAGGAGCAAAGGAGGUUGCUGCUGCUGCUGCUGCUGCUGUCAAUGAGAGACAGCAGGCCUUCUUGCUGCACCUGUUCGGCCUGUCUCCUGCUGCUCACCCCACAAGCCUUGAGCUGUCUCUCAGCUCGCCAGCAGCAGAAGCAACAGAUGUGCUGCUCCAAGGGCCUGGUUCCCCUGGCACUGGAGAGACCCGCCAUGCAGCAGCAGCAGCAGCAGCAGCAGCAGCAGCAGCAGCAGAGGGGAAAGCAAGACGGUCAGCUUCAACUCUAUCAGACGCCCAGCAGCAACGAGCACACAGGAGGCCCCUGGAGGCCCUCCUGACAUACAAGCCGCGGCGCUUCCUGCGGAUGCUGGGUAAGCAGCAGGAAGAGGUGCAGGACUCUGCAUCUGCUGCUGCUGCAGCAACAGCAGCAGCAGCAGCAGCAGCAGCAGCAAGAGGUGGAGAAGCUUCAAAGAAACAGCUGCUGAGACCCACGACAGCAAAGGCCCUCAAUACUGAGAGAAUGCGGAGACUCCAGAAAGACAGUAUUCAGCCAGAGGGGAUGCGCAUCAAGUCUUACCCAGGCUUCAGAGCAGCCCCAGAGGAGGAGACAGUCUCUCUUAGUCGCGCGGAUUCUCUCUCUCUGUCUCUGCAGUUUUCUCCUGGGCUCCCCUGCAAGCACCAGCUCUCUCCUUAUCCUAUGGGGGGCCCCUACCAGGCGAGCCCCCAGGGGGCCCCCCAGGGGGCCCCCCAGGUGGUCCCCGCGAGGCCCCCCCUACACUCGCUGCAAGCCCCCCACUUCAAACCCCCACAGGCACGAGGGGACGAGGCCCCUACCCUGGCGGUAGAUGCACGCAGACACCGCCUGGGGCCCCCCCCUACCUUUGCUAGAACAGCUGAAGGGGGGGGCCCCCCGGGCCUCCAGCGUCUCAGUGGGGGCCCCACCCCCAGGGGCCCCCGCCAGAGCGUCUCCUUGGCUCAGGCCUUUCUCAACCUCCAACCCCAAGACAGCCAGGACUGGGGAGACAGCGACUCUAUAGAUGCAGCAGCAGCAGCAGCUGCUGCUGCAGCAGCUGCAGCAGCAGCACCAGCAGCAGUACCACUUCGCACCUGUAGCUCCGCAGGAUCUGCUUCCUAUGUGCAUCCGCUUACCGACGUAGAUGAUGCACGAGCAGCCUUUGCUGCAGCUCCUGCUGCUCCUGUUGUUGCUGCUGCUGCUGCUGCUGCUGCUGCUGCUACUGGGCUAGAGACUGCUGGAGUCUCUGCGGCGGCGACAGGAGCAGUUGCUGCUGCAGCAGUUUCCCCUUAA
This is a messenger RNA of Eimeria mitis, 1737 nucleotides long. RefSeq lists its product as uncharacterized. Bases 1 to 1737 code for a protein of 578 amino acids. The record is from RefSeq and is a predicted model, not a curated record. NCBI's taxonomy places the organism in Eukaryota, Apicomplexa, Conoidasida, Eucoccidiorida, Eimeriidae. The transcript has 3 exons.